AACCAUUCGUGAGCUUAGACGGUAGUAGUAGCGAAUUGACCUGAGACGCAGUGGGUGUCGUGCAAAUUGCACAAUGUUCGCGUGUGUACCACGUGCUUACUGGUGUGUGAAUAAUGAAUACUGAAAAAAAUUAACAUUUUCCUAUCAGUUCACUGAACUGGUUGACUCCCGCGGGAAGAAAGGGUUUAAUCAGUGUCGUUCGCCUUCGCCUGCGGGACAGUUCAUAGUUUGAAUUAGGUAUGCUUUAAACGGUGCAAUCCAAAAUGGUCCAAUCGUACGAAACCAGGAACGGCGUUGGUCGAAAAACCGCCAGUUUUGCGGAUAGUUUAAUAUCAUUGUUUGGUAAAGGCAAAAACUCGGCACCGGCAGAUAGUCAGCGGCAUAUUUCUUACGCGAAGGCUCCUAUCGCUGAUCCGGAAGCUAGCGAACCGACAUCGUUGGUUAGUGUUGCUGAGCAGAAUAAUAACAGCACGAACAGCUGCAGAAAUCGUCCACCUGACGUGAUAUCGAUCCCAGACGAUUGUGCGUAUCGUUAUGAGAUUAGGAAGCCGGCCAAAAGAAGGCCACCGCAGAAUUCUGGAGGUCGCCUAGGUGAACCGGGGAAGCCGGUCCGGAGAAAGUCUUUUGGACGGCGAAUCAAUAACCUGUGGAAUAAUUUUGGAUUGCUUAGAAGUUCGGAAAAGAUAGUGGAGUUUGCCAGUGGUUAUGCUGCUUUUCAACAUGUCCGGGAAAAUUUGGACGAUCUCGAUGGAAAAGCAGAAGCAAACGAGACGGAUUUGGUAUUCCUACAGGGAAUACUGGAAAAUCCGGCAGUUACUCAAGUGAUCAAGAUUCAGGACAAACUUGAGGAGGUCGCUCCACCAUUGAAACCAAUUCGCCUAAAUAACAUCUCACUGAUUCGAGAGGUGGUAGACCGGUGCAGUUUGUCGCGCAAUCCACAUGCCCGUGAGUUGGCACGAAUUUUCCGAUAUCCGCAUUUUAGAGCGUUGAUUGAAUCGCACGACGAAAUCGGUGAGCUUACGGUACAAAAGCUGCGGAGUCACCCACCGAAUAGUGCUAACGGAAGCAGUACCAGUCACGCUCAGAUAUCGCCUGGUAGUAGCAACUACUCUGAAGUCGAAAGUUUGCUCGAUACCGGAGUCACCACGGCCGGAAACGGGAUGCCAGGAGAAACAAUAAAAAUGGUCGGUAUCCGGCGGAACCCGAACGAACCGCUGGGUCUGACGGUGGAGGUGGACGAACAUGAUCAGUUGAUGGUUGCGCGAAUCAUCGCUGGCGGAAUGAUCGAUCGUCAGGGGUUGCUUCACGCGGGUGAUGUGAUACUGGAGGUGAACGGUGUUUCGGUUUCAACGCCCGAGGAGCUCCAGACGGAAAUUUCCCGCGCGAAAGAGUCCGUUACGCUGAAGAUCGGACCCAGUCUGGAGGAGGAGAUGAAAUCCGCUCGCAUCACAAUGACCGGUGGACAGGUAAAGAGUGGGAAAAAUUUAGAGACGGGCAAGAAACUGACGUGCUAUAUGCGUACUCUGUUCGACUACAACCCGACCGAGGACAAUUUGUUGCCGUGCCAGGAAAUUGGUUUACCAUUCCAGCGAGGCGAUAUUCUGCAGAUUAUCAAUGUGAAAGACCCAAACUGGUGGCAGGCACGGCACGCCGGUGAGGACGGACCUAUCGGGUUGGUACCCUCGCAGGAAUUGGAGGAACGUCGGCAGGCUUACGUAGCACCGGAAGCGGACUACGUGCACAAAAUAAGCAUAUGCGGCACAAAGAUUUCCAAGAAGAAACGAAAGACGAUGUACAAAACCAAACAAAAUGGCGAGUUUGACAAAGCUGAUCUAAUGCUUUACGAAGAAGUUACCAAAAUGCCACCAUUCAAACGGAAAACGUUGGUACUGAUAGGGGUUGCUGGCGUCGGUCGACGAACGCUCAAGAAUCGUUUGAUCAACAGCGACCCAGACAAGUUUGGUUCUGUUUUACCUCACACCACCCGUCAGCCGAGACCACUGGAGGAAAGCGGCAAGGCCUAUUGGUUUACCGAUCGUGAAACAAUGGAACAAGAAAUCAAAGAAAAUCGCUUCCUGGAGUUUGGCGAACACAAUGGAAAUCUUUACGGAACUCACUUGGAUUCGAUUCGGGAUGUUAUUCGACAAGGAAAAAUGUGCAUUCUAGAUUGUGCACCUUCUGCGCUGAAAAUACUACAUAACAGUGCUGAGUUUAUGCCAUACGUGAUUUUUGUUGCCGCUCCCGGUAUGGAACAAUGGAAGCUGCUGCAGGCAGAACGCAAAUCAGCACAUGGUUCGAUGAAAAGUUUACAGUUCGACCGUCAAAGCUCUAUCCGAUUUAGCUCCCGCCGUGCGAAGACACUGGAAUCACUGGCAUCACUGUACGAGGACGAAGACCUCAUUUCGGCGGUUGAGGAAAGCGCCUUACUGCAGCGAAAGUACGAUAAAUAUCUGGACAGAGUAAUCGUCAACGAAGACUUCGAUGUCACAUUCCGGGCUGUGACGGAUGCUUUGGAAGCACUCAGUCACGAACACCAGUGGGUUCCGGUAAACUGGAUUUAUUAGAAAAAAUAGCGUACCCGAACGUAAAUGGUAAUACACACAAUGUACACUAUAACGAAAGAUGUGUUCAAAACAAGGAAUACGCCAUACGUUAAUGCAUUCAAAGCCGAUGCAAUCGAUGAGAAAUCGGUCCUCCAACAAUUAUACCACUGUUUAUGUAAUUUCAUAUCGUUGAAACAUGUUUUAGUCUCGUAAGUCAUACGAUGCAAUAUCAGCUUCACCGCCUCCACAUCGUACUAUCGUUAGAAUAAUUAUAUCAGCAGUCAUUUAUUUUAGUGGUAGAAAUUAACACAAAUGAAAUGCCUCCAAUAUCCAUGAAAAACUUGUAGUAUUUAAGAUUUACAAUGUCAGCGAAAAGUAACUGUUUCGUCCAUUAGCUUUAGUAUCCCAUAGAGUUGUUCUCACGCACGAACGCUACUAGUAGGUAUGUUCGAUACUAUUAUACAUAACGUCGAAUCUCAGAAGAAAAUCAAUAGAGUAUCCACAUAGUAUGAUGAGUUAUGCAUUUGAAUGAAUUUAACGUUGGUGAUUAUGUAUAAAAAAUAAAAAUAGUUUCUGUGCGCGUUCAAAGAGUUGUUUUCAAAACUACCUGUUGUAGCGUUUAUCCUAGUUUAGUUACAAGAAUGGAAUGCGAAAUAUAAUUUACGUUGCGAAAUAAAGAAAUAUCACAUGAUUAA
Messenger RNA from Wyeomyia smithii (pitcher-plant mosquito), 3238 nucleotides. RefSeq names its product protein PALS2 (gene vari). Lineage: Eukaryota; Metazoa; Arthropoda; Insecta; Diptera; Culicidae. Gene Ontology annotation, molecular function: protein binding. The coding region runs from base 264 to 2564 and encodes 766 amino acids. The transcript is spliced from 9 exons. Gene Ontology annotation, cellular component: cell-cell junction; plasma membrane. The record is from RefSeq and is a predicted model, not a curated record.